AUGUCUCAAGACUCAACAAGUACCAAAGAAACCCUUAGAGCUCUUGAUGAGUAUGUUCUUUUGGGACGUAGUGGAUUAAGGGUUUCUCCUCUAUGUCUUGGUGCCAUGAAUACCGGUUUGAAUUAUGAGGAAUCCAAAGAAAUUUUCAAUAGUUAUUUUGAAAAAGGCGGGAAUUUCAUCGAUACUGCAAACCUUGGAGAGAGCGAACGUUUUAUUGGAGAAUUUAUCGCCGAUAAACGCUCUCAAGUAGUAGUUGCCACCAAAUAUACUGCAAAUGCUAAUGCUUUUACGCCAAAUGCCAAAUAUAACGCGAAUGCUGGUGGAAAUCAUCGUAAAUCUCUUAUCGAAAAUCUCGAUGCAAGCCUUAAGCGACUAAACACUGGAUAUAUUGACCUUUUGUACGUUCAUGCUUGGGAAUUCCGUACGCCUACAGAGGAAGUAAUGCGUUCUUUGGAUGACGUUAUUAGAAGUGGCAAGGUACUAUAUAUCGCGAUUAGCAAUGCACCUGGGUGGGUAAUUAGUCACGCAAACACCUUAGCUGAAUUACGUGGAUGGAGUCGUUUUAUUGGGUUGCAAACUCGGUAUAAUUUGUUAGAGCGAUCUAUGGAAUUUGAGUUGCAGUCUGCAUGUGCAGAACAUGAUGUUGGAAUCAUUCCUUGGGGAUGUAUCGCAGAAGGGUUCUUAACUGGAAAGUACACUAAAGAAUCAGAUAUAAGCUUAGAAAAGAUUGGUGUACGCAGUUAUUCAAUUACUAAAUCAGCAAGUGUUGAAAAAAAUUGGGAAAUCCUAAAUGAAGUUAAAGCUAUUGCUUCUGAAAUUAAUAAAAGUCCUGCUCAGGUUGUUUUAAAUUGGACCUCACAAAAACCUGGUAUCACUUCGCCUCUUAUCGGUGUCAGAACAAAAGCUCAAUUAGAUGACAAUCUUAAAGCUCUUGAAUUCAAGCUAACUCCUGAACAAAUGGCAAGAUUGGAUGCGGUUUCGACGCCAAAGGAAAUACCAUUUCCUUAUAAUAUCUUUGCACGAAUAAAUUAUAAUCUUGGUAAAGAUAUACAGAUGCCUGACAAGUUUAAACCUGUGUUAAACAUGAGUACAGAAUU
Molecule: messenger RNA, 1097 nt
Organism: Dentiscutata erythropus
Lineage: Eukaryota; Fungi; Glomeromycota; Glomeromycetes; Diversisporales; Gigasporaceae
Source: the annotation of a GenBank genome assembly